UACAGGAGAUGACCAGAGACUGGGGACAUAGUACAGGAGAUGACCAAAGACUGCGGACAUAGUACAGGAGAUGACCACAGACUGCGGACACAGUACAGGAGAUGACCAGAGACUGCGGACACAGUACAGGAGAUGCCCAGAGACUGCGGACACAGUACAGGAGAUGACCAGAGACUGCGGACACAGUACAGGAGAUGACCAGAGACUGCGGACAGUACAGGAGAUGACCAGAGACUGCAGACAGUACAGGGGGAUGACCAGAGACUGCGGACACAGUGCAGGGGAUGACCAGAGACUGCGGACACAGUACAGG
Staurois parvus is the source of this 313-nucleotide messenger RNA. The record is from the annotation of a GenBank genome assembly. Lineage: Eukaryota; Metazoa; Chordata; Amphibia; Anura; Ranidae.